Molecule: messenger RNA, 2413 nt
Organism: Lucilia sericata (common green bottle fly)
Lineage: Eukaryota; Metazoa; Arthropoda; Insecta; Diptera; Calliphoridae
Gene: mbo
Product: nuclear pore complex protein Nup88
Exons: 12
Coding region: 186-2411 (741 amino acids)
Biological process (GO): ribosomal small subunit export from nucleus; mRNA export from nucleus; protein import into nucleus
Cellular component (GO): nuclear pore
Molecular function (GO): structural constituent of nuclear pore
Source: RefSeq, a predicted model, not a curated record
UCAAAAUAGAAAAGAAGAAAGAAAAAACAAGCAAAGUGUAAAAAAUUAAACAAAAAGUAGUGUGUUUUGUGCAGAAAAAGAAAUUUAAAUUGUUUAUUAUUAAAAAAACAUAAAACAACAAGUAAAAUCUUAACUUAUUUAGUGAACAAAAGUGUUUUGUGUAGUUAUUAUCAUUCAUCAACAAAAUGGCCUCCACUGACUGUUUGCAACUUAACAAAACCAGCAUGUUUGCCAAAAUACGUGCUGGUCUGCCCAUGGAACGUUUGCAAACACAAAAUCUAUUGGAAUGUAAAGAUGAUUUAUUGUAUUGUUGGGAUUCCCAGGAGAAUUCUUUAUUAGUUUUGAACUGGCGUGCUGCAGUGGCUAAGGGUUUUGAGGAGGUUAAAUAUCAGACUCUAAUACCCUACAUACCCUUAAGUUUUGAAGUUGAACGUGUGCUGACAUCCAAUGAAGGUUCAUUGAUUGCCCUGGCAGGACCCCGGGGAGUAUGUGUAUUGGAAUUGCCUAGACGCUGGGGUGCCAAUGGCCAAUUUAUGGAGGGUAAAGCUAAAAUUACUUGUCGAGCCUCUAAUUUAGAUGGUCAUUUCUUUACAAAUAAUCCACAUUUGGAAUUAAGACAACUGCGCUGGCAUCCAGCCUCACCCACAGAUUCACAUUUGCUGGUGUUGUUAAGCGACAAUACUAUAAGGGUUUAUGAUAAUGCUUCCUUACGGCAUGUUUGGCAAGUGGGUCCUAUACCUUUAAAAACCGAUGGUAAUCCUAACUCCUCAACGGUUUAUGCUUUAGGCGAGGCAGCAGUAGAUUUUGAUAUUGCACCUGCUGUUAAUGUGGCCGAAAUGCAAACAACUAACAUGAAUAACACUUUAAGCAGUAAUGCCACCUUAAGGGAACAGAAAAGUCUAAUGAAUAGCACACGUUUAAGUCAGGUUAGCAAUAGAACGGUGACAGCAACAGCCACCAGCAAUGAGACUAUUAAGAAUCCUUCUGCCAAAGCUGAAAAAAUUGAAUGGCCCAUUGUUAUAUUGCGUGAAAAUGGCAAUAUUUAUGUGCUAAUGUCGGGUUUGGAUACGGACAGACCCCGUUUACAAGGCCCUUUAACUAUCACCCCCUCUACUGUGGAUAAUUAUGGUGUAGAUUCUUGUUCCAUAUUGGUCAUACCUUCAUUGCCUCCUACUUUAGUUAUAGCAGAAACUAAUGGCAAGUUACAUCAUGCUUUGUUUAUGGAGGCAGAAAAUGCUGAAGAUUCCUUUAAUGAAGUCGAUGAAAACUUAAUAAUACAUCCCUCCGAAUGGACGGUACAUGUUUUGGAAACUGUUGAAUUGGAAUUGGGUUUACCCAAGGAGGAAUUACAUCAACCCUACUAUUGUCCCAUACAUUUGAAAAGAGACUUUAUCAAUGAGUUGCGUUACUUUGCUUAUCACAAUACUGGUCUGCAUGUCAUUACCGUCAAUUUUAUUGCAGAAUUACAAAGAUAUUUGGAAAAUGAAGUCAAUUCCGAUAUCAAUACUCUCUCCACUCCCUCCCACGCUGAGUAUAUUGUCUGUACUAAGAUCGACACCAGUGAGAAUGUAAAUGCUGUCCUAGGAUUUGUACUCAUGCAAAUGCCCUCCUGUGCCGUACUACUCCUAAGCAGUGGCCAAGUUAUUAGCUUAAAACUAGUCAUAGAUCCCAAAUUAUUAACAGAUCCUCUAACAAACGUCAAAGAUGAGUUAACCCUAAACAAAAAUGAUGACUUACAACAAACCCAAUUAAAUCAAAUAUUGGGUCCUUCUUUCGUAGAUCAUGUUAAGAACAUAUUAAAACGUACAGUAACACAACCCAUUUUGUCGCUGGAUAAAUCGGCCAAUCCUACUCCCCAAGAGUGUUAUGAGUUAAUGACACAAGCUGUAGAGGUUUUGAGAACACAGUAUUUGAAACGUCAUGAAUUGGUAAGAGCUGAAUUUGCACGACGUAUUCAUACCAUAAAAUUGUGUAAGGAACAGCAAAAACAGGAUAUAGAAGAUUUGGAGCGCGAGCGUGAAAUUAUUAGGGAUAAGGCUCAUAAGUUGGCGGAAAGAUUUGAGGAGAUCAGUGAUCAACAGGAGGUGUUGACAAAGCGUUGCCAAGAUCUUAUGCGCCAGGCCAAUACCUGUUUGCCCAGCAAUACUUUGGCUGAAAAAGAAUUUGCCCAGGAGGUGGAAAGAAUUAAUAAAUUAACCAAAAAUAUGGUCAACGCUUUGCAAAAAUCCAAAGAAGCCAUUAAUAAACAGCUAUAUCAUAUUUCUAAGUAUCAGGAGAAUUCCAAAAAGAAAACCUUUGAAUUGCCUGAAACACAGGAACGCACCAUCAAGGAAAUUAUAUUGCAAAUGACCGCCGAAAUUGAUGGUCAAAUAAAGGAAGUAAAACGUAUAAAUAAAAUAGUAGGUAUUUAAAU